This is a messenger RNA of Trichobilharzia szidati, 3177 nucleotides long. The record is from the annotation of a GenBank genome assembly. Lineage: Eukaryota; Metazoa; Platyhelminthes; Trematoda; Strigeidida; Schistosomatidae.
AUGCCCAACAUUCAGAAAAAGUGUGAAAUUUGUGGAGGGCAAUUUACUGACAAGUCGAAUUUGUCUUUCGAGGAAAUGAUUGCUAAUUGGUUAGAUGACAAUCCCGAAUUCGCCUUUAAGUAUUUCGUCAAGUCUGCCUCUCCGAGUAUGGUUGAGGCUUGGGCGAAUGGACGAAAUAAUUGUGAAACGGAGUGUCUAUUUGAUAACUCUACGAUCACUGCUAUGGAGGAAGUACAUAGGAAGAGCAACAAUAAAAAUGCGGCAAGCACUACUCCUUCAUUGCCUUUACGUAAAAUUAGUAGCCAAGAUCUUGAGUUAACAUAUGAUAAGCGCAUACUAUCUUCAAAUAAAGAAGGAAUGCCCACAUUCAUCAAUUCGGUUUUCUUCUCAUUUGGAGCCGCUGAGCACAAUGACGUCAACAUUAGCGUUCCCCAAAAAACUACUAUUUCUCCAUGCCGCUCAUCUAAACCAACAGAAAGGGACUUGAUAAGUGAACUUACGUUAGACAUCUAUCAUGAGCUUGAUGUCACUUCCUUAUGCUUUAAAAUCGUGCAGAAUGUAUGUAAACUAAUUGAUGCUGAUCGAGGUUCUUUUUUCCUUGUUGAAAAGUCGCGUUCAACUGGUGAGGAUGUUCUUGUCAGCAAACUCUUUGAUAUCACACCGGAUUGCUCGUUGGAAGAUGUUUUGCAAAGAUGUUCUUCUAAUCACAUCACUGUUCCUCUUAACGCUGGGGUUACUGGUUACGUCGCACGUACUGGAGAGUAUGCCAACAUACCAGAUGCAUAUGCAGAUCCUCGUUUUAAUGAUUCUGUUGAUCGUAUAACAGGUUACAGAACACAUUGUCUCUUAUGCAUGCCUAUAAAAAAUGUCGAUGGAAAAGUCUUGGGUGUUGCAUUAGUCAUCAAUAAGAAAAAGUCUCUGGAUCAACGACAGCGAGAAAAUAACCAGGGUAUAGAGCCAGUUCAGUCUACCAGUGAUUCAUGUGAACUGAAAACUAAACACGCCUGGUUCACGGACGACGAUGUCAAAAUUUUUCAGUCAUAUGUUGCUUUUUGUGGCAUUGGAUUACAUAAUGCCCAAAUAUACCAACAAAGUCGAUUAGAAACUUAUCGUAGUCAAGUCCUCUUAGAACUUGCAAGAAUCAUAUUCUCAGAACAACUUGAUAUUACUCGCCUUAUCUAUUCAGUAUUAUCGCAUACUAUAUGUCUGUUACAAUGUCAACGCUGUCAAUUGCUCUUGGUAAGAACAUGUUCUUCGUACAUGUCAUCCUACUCCUCGAUUGACGAGGUGGGACCAUUUCAUGAUCAUUUCUCACAAAUAUUUGAAUUGGCUUGGAAUGAAAAGUUGGAUUCUCCUGAUUUUCAUAACAAAAAGCAUGACAUCAAUGAAGCGCGAUUCCCAGUUCAGUUGGACUUGGCUGUUCAUGUGCUACAAACUGGUGAAUCCCUGAAUGUUAAUUGUAAUGGCAGUAAUAAUAACAAUGAUGCUUAUAAUAAAGUUGAUAAAACUCUUGAAGAGGAUUUAGACCCUGUAUGGAAAAGUCGUUCUAUUCUUUGUAUGCCAAUAAAACAGUCUGAUGGUAAGGUAUUAGCUGUAUGUAUUAUCACCAAUAAGUCAGCUGUUGACUGGAGAAUAAACAGUGGGAUUGAAAAAUUCCCUCAAUCUUUCGGUAUUAAAUCAACAAUGUCGAAUAAUGUUUAUCACCCUUUAACAAAAUCACACGAGAAAGAAGAGGGAAAAGAAGAAAGUGAAUUGUUUUCAUCCGUUAUUGAUUGGUCUGGAAUAUUCACUCAUUCCGAUGAAUUUUUAUUUGAAGCAUUUGCCUUGUUUAUUGGUUUGGGUAUAUCAAAUAGUCAGUUAUAUGAAAAGGCUAUACGAAGUGCAGCAAAACAGAAAAUUAUAAUGGAUGUUCUAUCGUAUCAUGCUACAGCGCCAACAUCUGAAGCAAAACGCCUAGCUACAUCAUUGAUACCAACAAUGAGAUUUUAUCACUUGGAUAAAUUUUCAUUUACUGAUGUGCGAUUAUCCGAUGAAGAUACACUGAAGGCGUGUAUUCGAAUGUUUCAUGAAAUGAAUUUCAUCAAAUCAAUACACUUUGAUCUGCUAUCAUUCGCUCGUUGGCUAUUGUCUGUGCGUAAAAACUACCGUGAAGUUACCUAUCAUAAUUGGCGUCAUGCAUUCAACGUGACUCAGACAAUGUUUUGCAUGUUAUUGAAAGGUGAUUUUCAGUCGGUAUUCACAGACCUUGAAUGUUUAGCUCUUUUAACUGCUUGUUUGUCGCAUGAUAUCGAUCACCGUGGUACCGACAAUCAGUUCCAGAUUAAAACAAUGUCUCCUUUGGCCAAAUUAUAUUCAACUUCAGUGCUUGAACAUCAUCAUUUCAAUCAAUUCAUGAUGAUACUGACGAUAAAGGGUAACAACUUCCUAUGCAAUCUAAAUAAAUCAGAUUAUGAUACCGUUGUCAAACUAAUUCGAGAGGCUAUAUUAGCUACAGAUUUGUCAAGAUAUUUCUCUAGACUACCUAAAUUCCAACAAACUUUAACAAAUUUAAAAGAAACCGGUGACGUCUCAAUGGAUGUGUGGAAAAAUGAUGGAGAACAGCGUUUAUUGCUUGGAUGCAUGUUCAUGACAGCUUGUGAUGUAUCCGCUAUCACAAAACCUUGGCCAGUACAAAAAAUGACAGCUGAAAUGGUAGCAAAUGAAUUUUUUGAACAAGGUGAUUUAGAAAAAGAGCAACUGAAUGUAACACCAGCUGCCUUGAUGGACCGUGAACGCAGUAAUGAGCUUCCCAAAUUACAAGUCAGCUUCAUUGACUUCAUAUGUAUGCCUAUUUAUGAGGCUAUUGUACAAGUGUCUCCAAAUUUUGAACCUUUGCUAAAUGGUUGUAAACGCAAUCGUGAGUGUUGGCAAAUUCUCUCUGAAAACCGUGAAGUCCCUUAUUCGUUAUAUGGAUUAGAUGAUAAUAAAGAUCAGGUCGAACAAACGCAUAUUCCAAGCCUUAAUGCUUCACCGAGUGUCGCAUCACUCGGUACAUUGAAUCCGAAUUCAGCAGAACGAAUCGCAAAGAGUAAACCAUUUACAUCACCGAAUAUUCGUCGUGCUUCAGUAACAUCGAUGACAACAGUCGGUGGACAAGAACCCACGUUAACAAGUCAACCUUCUGUUGAAACAAAAUAA